Messenger RNA from Rhipicephalus sanguineus (brown dog tick), 4511 nucleotides. RefSeq names its product tudor domain-containing protein 3. NCBI's taxonomy places the organism in Eukaryota, Metazoa, Arthropoda, Arachnida, Ixodida, Ixodidae. Gene Ontology annotation, cellular component: nucleus. Bases 316 to 2544 code for a protein of 742 amino acids. The record is from RefSeq and is a predicted model, not a curated record. The transcript has 13 exons. Gene Ontology annotation, molecular function: protein binding.
CGGCAAAACCUGUGGGCAAACGCUGUUGGUUGAUGAGUGCUUGAGUGAAAGUUCGACCGGUGGUUCAGACGUGUGGAUUUACUCCUUCAGAGAGUUCGAGGAGUCGCUCAGCUACUGGAAUUGGUCACGAAUGUGAAGCAUGUAGUGUGUUUGAGAUUCUUCUUGCUGCAGUGCAAUGCUUGUUCUUGAUCGGUCCGUACCGAAGCUGGUUUGGCCAUUGCUAGAUCAAGGGCCAUAGAAACUUGAAAGCGGGACGAGCUUUCAAGUCGAGCGAGUUGGGCCAGUAUUUUGUGCACGAGGCUGCGGGUGCUGAAAAUGAGUCUACAAGAGGAGCUGAAAGAUCGCGGAUGGUUCUUGAGCGCUGAAGGACUGGAAGAGUGCGUAGAAGGCUUGGAGAACCCCAAGGCGGAAGAUGUAAUCCGGAAAGCAGUGAAUUUUGAUUUAGCCGAUAUUGGAGAGGGUGGCCUGCCAGAAGAUGUUUCGAGGAACAAAGUGGAUUCAAUCACAGGGCCCGUGGUUGUCCAGAUUCAAAAGAUACGAAACGUUUCUGCGCCCAAGAGCAACCCAGAAUCGGACCAUUCGCCAAGGCUAUUACGACUGCACCUUUACGACGGAACUUCAUACUGCAGUGCCAUCCAAUGGGGACGAUGGAACAACAUAAGUCUUUCCACUCCCCCUGGCAGCAAGAUCCUCCUAAAGAGUGAACCAAUACCUGUUGUGAAUGGUUUCCUUCUGCUGGCUGAACGUAAUUUUAAGUUCUUGGGUGGCAAUGUGGCGCAUCUCAUUGAAAAAUGGGAACUGGCCAAGAACUUGAGCCACCACAAGCGCACUGCUGGUGAGGAGGGCGGUGCUCCCCCGUGGGUUCCCUUUGGGCAGAAGAUUGAUGCGAGCAGACUGAAGAACAUCAAAGGUGGCUUCAAGUCCAUGGAUCUUUGUCAGAAGGACACCAAACCAAAUGAAUCUUUUGAGAAACAUAGACAGAUGACAAUAGCCGAGAUUUCUCGAGCAAAGGAAGGAAAAGUGAAAGUCUUUGGUGGCGGCAAGCAGCAACCCCAAGAUGGAGAUAUUGCCCAGUUGGUUGGCCUUGGCUACUCUGUAGAUGCCGCUGUGAGUGCCCUCAAAACUCACAACUGUGACAUUGCCGCUGCAAUGCAAGCAUUGGAGUUGUCAGACAGAAAUCGGAGGGAUCGGGCUAACCGACCAGAAACGGGACGAAAGCGACGAGAGACGAGGGAACGUGAUUCAGGUGAUGAGAAAGCUCCAAGUCGACCAUCGGGGCCUAGCACCCUUUUUGAUUACUUGCAGAACCAGAUCUCUCUUCCCAAAGUGCCUGAUGUAGAAGAUUCCCACCUGGGUGACCGACCUUCCGAGGCUCAUUCGACGCACGACCACUCUAACCGAGGGGGCCACAGCAGUUCAAAGGGCCGCAUGAAUGGACCAUCUAGCAACAGUGGCCGCUUUCCUCAGCAGCAGCAGCAUCAGCCUUCUCAGCGGUAUCAUGGACAUAAGGAAUCUUCCAGAGGGGAAGGCGAUCACACGUACCAGAACCAUCUGCACGAUGGGCCUUCUUCUGGCUUCUAUUCCAACAACGCGGGCUCCUAUAACAGGCACAGGGGCUCUCAAGAAGGUGGUGGACCACCACAGCAAUCGCGGACUUAUCAAGGCAACCACAGCAACCGGAGUCACCCACGGCAGUCCCCAGUGGACGGGGGGGACAGACGGCGCACCCCUCAGGCUUGUGACUUGGCACCUGGCUCAAGACCCGCACCUCGUGGUGGUGACCGGAGCACUUCUGAUUCAAAGCCAUCUGGCCCCAAGCGGCUUUUCUCCGGACAGAAAGUGCUAGCGAAGUACUGGGAAGACGGCAAGUUCUACCGGGCCUUGGUACACGAGGUGUCGGCCAACGGCAACACGUGCGUGGUCAAGUUCGUCGACUAUGGCAACCACGAGGAGGUGCUCUGCUCGGACGUGCAGACCGUGUCGCUCGCCCAAUGGGACAAGGGCCAGUCUAGUUCGUCUCGACAGGAGUACCACCGUCCGGCGGGAAGCGGCAGCACAGCCAGCGGCGGAGGUGGUGGCAGUCACCACGGCCCGCCCCCUCAGCAACACCAGCAGCAACAUUUCAACAGCAGCCGAGACUCUGAGGACUACCGCUACCUGGAGGCCAUGAUGCAGAGCGAGGCUGCCAAUGCCGCUGCCUCGCAGCCGCCGCCUCAGCAGCAGCAGCACCAGCAACCGCAACACCAACAGCCACAGCACCACCAGCCAAACUACUAUCACCAGCCUCAACAGCAGCAUCACCAGCAGCAGCAGCACAAUUACCACCAGCAGCAACACCAUCAUCAUCAGCCGCAGUACCAGCCUCAGCAGCAUCAUCGGCCGCCGACGGAUGGCUACGAACACGGCGGAUACCGCCAGAGGCCGCCACCGCAGCACCACAAGCAACAGCAUCACCAGCCACCGUUUGGCAACGCCGGAGGACACGGGCGCCCGCAGCAGCAGUUGUACCAGCCGCCCGCGCAGAGGCGUCAGGCUCCCACUUGAGCCUGCCGUCGUAAUCGUGUGGGGGUCGUCUGCAAGCCGGAACGGUGGUGCCGCUAUCGGGAGGUGACUGCGACGCACGCAACGAUUGCUGUCAUUGCCACGAAUAAACAUGAAACGCUAAUCUUGUAGGACCGAUAAAUCCGGCCGAAUGUCGUCUCUUGAGCAAAGAAGGAAGCAUUCGCAGUACCUACCUUUUAAGUUCAAGUGAGAUCUCUAAUCCAGGAGGGGUGUAGGAAGGUGCACAGAUCUUUCAGGAUAAAUAACUUAUAGGUAUUGUCGUUGCCGUAUUAGCUUCAUGCCACGCCGCCAAAAGGAGACGCAGUGGUAGAUGAGACCUCUUCUCGAACUGUCGUUAAUUAAUCUGCUUUGUUAAACCUGCUAUUGCUAGGCGUAAAUGCACUGCGUAAUAUAAGGAAAGUGUCUAUUACGACCGAGGUUUCGUGCCAGGGGACACGCUAAGUUACUCAUUUCAGCAACCUCUAUGCCACUUAUUGAACACAGCUGUACGAAACUUCGGAACUAACUUCGUCGCUGGUAACGGUACUUUGGCGUGAUAUGAUGUGUCAUUCAAACUGUGUGUAUAUAAAGGUAACGGCAUUUCUAUAAGGGCCUCACAUUCGGUGUGGCAUGGUUAACUGUUGAAACACGGGACCCAUUCGCCCUGUACCUCUGCUGUGUGUGUAAGUGCGUUCCCUGCGUUCCAAACGUCAAGUAGCUAAGGUAAGAUUGUUAGCAGGAGGGUUAGAGGCGAGAGAAAAAAAAUAAAGACCGAGAAAGAGAAGGUUGCCGACCAGCGAUAUGGGUGAAAGACCGAGCAAUGCUUUUCUUCGCUUUGAUAUUGUUGCCUUACGGUCCUAACCGCGUCACCUCUUUCCUUUCUGUGAUUAUCUCUUUUUCGUUAUUUCCAAAUUUUUUCGAAGUUCCUCGUCUGGGCAGAGUAAUCUUAAUUGGGCUAGCUACGCUAUGGUCGAGUUUUCCUUGAAUAAUAAAGGUAGUGCUUGCACGGUGGGGUCGAUGGGGGUUCUCGUGCUGGCCAGAAAAUCGCGCGCUAUUUGUUGCAUUUCAUUUUGACGUUUAAUCUUCCGACAGCGACAAUCCUGACAAAUAACGGCUCCUUUAAUGUUCGGAGCGCUGGUUAGUGAUGCAGAAGACGCGUGUGGGAACCGCUUAAUGCCAAGGGCGGAGUUGGUCUUGUGUAUUCGACAGUGACCGCGCCUACGUUCAAUCAAUGUAUCGAGUGUCGCAUGCCUUUCGCUGCGCUGUGCUUCGCGCUUUUGGGCAUCACAGUGCCCUCGGCCAUAUGUCGAAGGCGUCGCCCUCACUUUCCGAUUAAGCGCCGCCUUUUCACAACAACUUUAUAGAGUGGACUCAUUCUUGCGAGACACCAAGCACAUCCUCGACUGGUUGCCUUUUUAGUGCACUCCGCUAGCGCUAGUGACGUCUUGCAAAACAGGAGGUAGGCUGACUUACGAGGCUAACCCUGCUCCAAAUAUGUAUAGCAAAGCUUUCUUAUCACUUACGGCUCGCAUGUAUUCGAAGUACAGCUUUAGUGCCGUCUUACACGACUUCAAAGUGCUGCGAGACCGCUCUGAAACAACCAGUCGAAGAUGGCGUUCAGGUCGAGCGCCGACACCCCGACACUUCUGAACUCAGCCAAAUGCUGGAGAGAAAUCUCUUUUCACAGUUUUCUUGGUACCUUCCUUUUUAUCUUAAGUUUGUUCAUCGCUUACUGCAUCUCGGCACCUACGCUCAAUACGCAGACCUCAGGCACAGAAUACGUGUGCCCGACUUCUUUCGCAAGGCUCUCUAAUGACCGAGGAAAUGUAUUAUAAAAGUGAAUAGUUUGUUUUUAAACCUGCACGUGUUGUGGCUGCAUGCAGUGAGGCGGCUACGUCAUCGCUUGUUCUUUGGCUUUCACCCUACGUGAACUGUUUUUGUGACACCGGAUACACUGCAUUAUUGCAUUA